UAAGUACGUCCGUUUUCCAGUGAUUAGUAGAUCGUCAAUUCUCUAGGAGGGUACAACGGAUGACUUUUCAUCGACAUAAAUAACUACAAUGAAAUUAAUAUUGAUUCUUGACCUGUUACUUUUGAAUGUACUCGUUUCUGGAAUGCGCGUAUCUCAAAAGAAAUGUGCUGAAUAUCGAAAGAUGUUUCCAAUGCAAUACCAUCAAGGCGAAGAUGCUGCCCCAAAAGAAUUUCCAUUUAUGGCAACGAUUCACAACAACACACACUUUUUCAAUGGGAUAUUAGUCAGCGACAACUUUGUACUUUCGAUAGCGAAUGCUAAUUUUUCCGACCCAACUAUUGUUCUUGGCGAUUUGGAACUAUUUACAGAAAUGGAUGAUGCACAGUCAAAAACUUAUAAAGUUAUCAACACAUUUACACAUCCUGAUUUUAAUCAAGGCUAUGCAUACGCCGACAUUAAAUUGUAUCAGCUGAAUGAAUCCAUCAAAUUCAAUGAGUAUGUGCGACCCGCAUGUUUAUCAUCAAAUGAUCUGUCGGUUUCGGAGGCCUUAACACAAAUCACCUGGGGUACAACAAACAUUCGAAAGAACCGUAUUUUACAUAAAAUCAAUUUGAAUAACAUUUCCAAUAUAAGCUGCAAGAAAGCAUACAAAAUCUCCAAGAGUCAUAAAAAUUCUGUUAAGGAUAUUGAGACGCAAAGUAUUUUCUGUGCUGAAUCCAAAAACGGUACUAGAGCAAAAAUAUCUGGAGGUGGUGGAAGUGCUGUUAUUCGUGACAAUCGAAGUUCGCUUGAUGAGGUCAUAGGACUUCAAUCUUGGAGUGUAGUGUCUGUUUAUGUUUUUGUUCGUGUCUCAUCAUAUAUAGAUUGGAUUGAAAGCAUAGUUUGGUCUAAACACUGUAUUUCAACAACGACACAACAUACAAAUGAAAUCCAAGUAAUGACUGUCGCUAGUACUGCAUCAACGACACAUUUUUACGAAUUCGAAACAAGGACUUUCCAUAGAACAUCAACCUCAAAACAUCCUGCAACAGCGACACACCCACCAAAUGAAUUCGAAACAAAGACUUUUCCAAUAAAAUUUAUUUUCAUAAUCGUAGCAAUUUCAAUGACAUUGCUGUUGUGUGCUUCAGUUAUGUACUUUUUAUUGUUUAAAUCGAAAGCUAGUGUAAACAAUGUAAACUUUCAGGUAUAACCAUGUUGCAAUAAUAAAGGAAAAAUAAUUUUAACAA
This is a messenger RNA of Bradysia coprophila, 1229 nucleotides long. Its product is annotated as snake venom serine protease-like. The record is from RefSeq and is a predicted model, not a curated record. NCBI's taxonomy places the organism in Eukaryota, Metazoa, Arthropoda, Insecta, Diptera, Sciaridae. Gene Ontology annotation, molecular function: serine-type endopeptidase activity. Gene Ontology annotation, biological process: proteolysis.